AUGGGUCCCAACUUCAAGGGGGCAGCUGCUGUUUGCCUCAUGGCGCUAUCUGGGUUCCAGCAGGUGACAGCAGUAACAGCUCCAAAAUUCGCCGUUGAGGCUGCAGGCGAAGAUGCAUACAUCUCCGUUAACUUGGCCCGCGUCGGCCAGAUGUCUGUGAGGAUCAAUCAAUUGACAAAGGACGACGGACUCAUUGAAGGCCUACAGGAAACACUUCCCGGGGCAGAAGCGUUGCGGGCAGUCACUACGUGUGCGGAAGCCAUCUCAGAACUCAAGAAGCAGAAAACAUUCGUCGCACAAUUCAUAAAGGAUGACGACAAGAACUAUCGCCAGUCGGUACAGGAAGCCCUUACCACUGGACUUAAACAAGUGGAAUCAUAUCCGACAACAGAUGCUAAAUGGCAGGACUUCUGGGGAAAUGUCGACGGCGCCAACCUCGCAAGCCUUCUCUGGUCUAACAGCACCAAGGUUGGCUGCGCCGUUGGAAUAUGCACUGAAGGCACACAUGAUACCAGAUCUACAACAACAAAAGCAGCAUUUCUUUUCUGUCAGAUGAGCCCUGCAGCGGAGGAGAACAAGGCUCCCUUUGACAAGGAGUAUUACGAAGCGCUCACUGAACGAAAAACAUUACUGACAGCAAUGACUGAGGAAGACCUCAAGGCUCCUGUCAAGGGUGCUGCAGCUGCUGCCGUACCCUGCCUUGUUCUAGCUGGCUUAUAUGCCAUCGUGGCAUUUGCCUCUGCAUAG
Molecule: messenger RNA, 747 nt
Organism: Eimeria mitis
Lineage: Eukaryota; Apicomplexa; Conoidasida; Eucoccidiorida; Eimeriidae
Product: SAG family member
Exons: 5
Coding region: 1-747 (248 amino acids)
Source: RefSeq, a predicted model, not a curated record